UGACUUUGUAGGUUGGAAUAUGCGUAUUGCAGUUUGUAUCAUGAGUAGCUACCCCUUAUCAACUGAACUAUUUGAAUGGCUUGCUAUUAUUUUGAUAAAAAUGGAUUACAACAUAAAGUGUAUUGCGCCUAGAUAUUCAGGGGGCAGCACUAUUGCUUGUGGUAUCAAGAUUAUGCUCUACUAUACUUAGCUGUUUUUUACUUCUCGCAGUACCAUCUUGGUAUUGAUUUGAAUAACAUUUACUUAUCUGAUAAAAAAAGCAUCAACAUUAUGCUCAGCAUCUACUUAUUAUAUUACUUAUAUUGCCAAGCAGUCAACUUUAUGGUCGGGAAAAUAUGCAUGAAUUUUUUUGCUGAAUCCAUUAUUGACGGAUGAGUCUCGACUUCAGUGAUAAAUACUUAAAAUACAAAAAAAUUCAUAGUUUUCCUUUUAAAUAACAUUUUUUCCUGGAAGGAUGCCGGGAAAAGUUCUCUGAGGGUUUUGCUUAAACCUAAUACCAGCCCGAUUAGCUUUUUAGAUUUAUCGGGGAAAAAAGGAUGCCUGGAGUAUUCUUUAGUCCGUGUCUGUCCGCCUCCACCUUUCUUAGUUCCUUUCACUCAUUUGUGACUGGUGUAAUUUCCUCAUGCACAAAGUUGCCAAAGAAAAGAUUACUUUGUUAAAAAGAUCAGCUAGUUCCUGAAGAAGUGCAGAUGCAUAUAUGCAUCCUGCAAUGAAUAGAUGUUUAGCAGAAGUUUUCAGUGUCGGCAGUGAUACACAUUGAUAGGGGAACUUUCGUUACCUAUUGUGUCAUCUUCGAAUCACUUUGAAAUUAUCCAGUCAGAAUUUUCUCUAGUAAACUUUUUGUUGGGUUAUUGAUCAUGGUCACAGGGAGGUUAAAAGCCUAGCAAGCUCUUGACCAUUAGUGAAGAAUGACAUAAGCAUUUAAUAGCUCAUUUGUUUCUUCCUGGUGACAUAACGAGUAUCGGUGGUGAUUCAUUGUCCCCUUUUUGCUGCAUAGGAUGAGUAGGAAGGCACCAUUGCCCAUACCCAUUUUCUAACUUUGAAUUGCUUAUUUAUAGAUAAGCUAAUGACUGGUGACUUCCUCCUACCUUGAACAGCUCAGUUCACCCGAACAGAAUAUAUUGCAUGGAAAUCAACCUUCAGAACGCACACACUAGUGAGGGACAUCAAAAUAGUUUAAUCUCAGGAGGUGCAUUAAAGCUAACACCUCUAUACAAUAAUAUACCCAUUUUUGGUUUCUGUGGGACCAAGUUAUGUCCUUCGUGUGGUUCAGGAAAGUUUGAUGGCUUUUUUAUUUUCUUUAAACAUUGGACACCAAGAAGACAUGCAAAUUAUAACCUAUUAGUUUGUUUCUCCUUGGUAUCCUACAUAUUGUGGUGAUUCACAGUCCCCUACUUUCUCCUCCCAAUGAGAAUGUAGGCUACGAUAGCCCUACAUAUCUGGUUAUUAAAAAACGAUAGCCCUACAUCUCUAUGACCAUUUACCUCUCUUUUGGCCCCUAUCCCAGAGUACCAUGCACAUUGUCUCACCCCUUUCAUUCUGCUGGCGAUUGGUAGUUAAGUGGAUGCACAUUACAUCUAGGACAGGCUUUUUUAUGCUUAUGCAUUUUGUGGACUGUUAAGUGGAUUGCUUAUGCUUUUUUGUGCCUUCCCUGGAUGGUUUUUUUAAUUUUAUUAAACCUUGGACACCAAGAAGACAUGCAAACGAUAACCUAUUAGUUUGUUUCUCCUUGGUAUCCUACAUCUUGUGGUGAUUCAUAGUCCCCUACUUUCUCCUCCUGAUGUGAAUGUAGGCCACGAUAACCCUACAUCUCUAUUUAGUUACUUUUACAGAAGGUACUAAUCGUAAUCUAUGAUCAUUUAAACUUGUUGCUUCUCUUUUGGUCCCUACCCCAGAGUGCCGUGCACAUUAUCUCACCCCUGUCAUGUUGCUUAUGAGUGGCGGUUAAGUGGAUGGACAACACAUCUAGGAUUUGUUUAUUGGAGUGCUGAGGUGGAAAUUAGGAACUUUUUGAUAAACUAAAAACUAUAAGCCAACUUGUACUAGAUGGGAAGAGUUCAGUUGUUCCUUAUUGUCAUAUCCUUGCUGGGUGUUGUUUUCUUGAAUGUUCGUUUGCUUAGAAUAGCUUGUGGAUUCUCUUUAUUCUGUUUAGAGGCGAAUUUAUUUGUAUUUGGUUACCCGUUGACUGCUACUUCUUCUGUUAAACUAAGCUUGUAUUUUGUUAUUAAAAAACGAUAGCCCUACAUCUCUAUGACCAUUUACCUCUCUUUUGGCCCCUACCCCAGAGUACCAUGCACAUUGUCUCACCCCUUUCAUUCUGCUGGCGAUUGGCAGUUAAGUGGAUGCACAUCACAUCUAGGACAGGCUUUUUUAUGCUUAUGCAUUUUGUGGACUGUUAAGUGGAUUGCUUAUGCUUUUUUGUGCCUUCCCUGGAUGGUUUUUUAAAUUUUAUUAAACCUUGGACACCAAGAAGACAUGCAAACGAUAACCUAUUAGUUUGUUUCUCCUUGGUAUCCUACAUCUUGUGGUGAUUCAUAGUCCCCUACUUUCUCCUCCUGAUGAGAAUGUAGGCUACAAUAACCCUACAUCUCUAUUUAGUUACUUUUACAGAAGGUACUAAUUGUAAUCUAUGAUCAUUUAAACUUGUUGCUUCUCUUUUGGUGCUUACCCCAGAGUGCCGUGCACAUUAUCUCACCCCUGUCAUGUUGCUUAUGAGUGGCGGUUAAGUGGAUGGACAACACAUCUAGGAUUUGUUUAUUGGAGUGCUGAGGUGGAAAUUAGGAACUUUUUGAUAGACUAAAAACUAUAAGCCAAAAUGUACUAGAUGGGAAGAGUUCAGUUGUUCCUUAUUGUCAUAUCCUUGCUGGGUGUUGUUUUCUUGAAUGUUCGUUUGCUUAGAAUAGCUUGUGGAUUCUCUUUAUUUUGUUUAGAGGCGAAUUUAUUUGUAUUUGGUUACCCGUUGACUGCUACUUCUUCUGUUAAACUAAGCUUGUCUACACAUUCCUAAUAUAGUAAUAUACUACAUUCAUGUGGUAGGACAGUAAUACCCAUAAUAAAAUUCAAAAAAUACUAUCUUAUCUUAUCCUAUAAACUUUCUGUAGCUACUCAAGCUCAAUGAAUAUAGACAUGUUCUGAAUUUAGACAAAAUAUAACUUCAUUGAUUCUCUCGACUUUGUAUACUCAUUUAUGGUUUGUUGUUCAAGAAGAGGUCACAUUUGUUCAGAAAGAUAACAAUAAGUUGGAUGGCCUACCAGUGGAAGCCAACAAUGUGUCCACCUUUUUUUUUUAAUCAAGUAAAGGUAGGAAAACAAGUGCAAAUUAUAACUUAUAGUCUAUCUCUUCUUGGUGACUUCUGGUGAUUCAUAGUCCUUUCUUUCUCCUUCUAAUGAGAUAGGAGGCUAUGAUCGCGGUAAAUCUCUGUUGGGCAUACGUUUCCGGAGGUUCUAAGCUCUGGUCAUUUAUGCUUUGACCUUUCUCCUUGCCUCCAACCCGAGGCACCAUUACACAUCAUCUCAUCCCUUGCCUUCUGUAUCUCUUACGAUGAGCGUUCACUGGGUGGAAAGCGAAUGAAGGAUUUGCUGAGUCGGAGUUGUAAUGUUGAAGGUGUGAAGUUUUGAUAGACUAGAAGAUAGAACUACAUUAGUAUUAGGCGGGGAGAGUUGUUUCUGUAGCAGGAAUUGGAAGUAUUUCUAAUUGAGUAAUUAUUUUGGAAGUCCGUCCACCUAGAAAGGCUUGUGUGUUUUCUUUGUGAGUGUGUUUUCUGUGGUGAUGCUUUCUAGUCAUUUCUGAAUGUUUCUCUCUUUAUACAUUUCUUUAUAUUUGUUUCAUCCUCACAGAAACCUAAGAAACUUAGAUUUCUAUCUCUUCUAAUGUUUUUUCCUUUUUGGUUGUCCACAGUUCACUUUCUUGUUAACAUUGUUUCACAACCAGUUUGACAUGAAUUAGUAUAUUUUCCAGAUGUGCUCUGGGGUGUUGGUUUUGGCUGCUGUUGUGGCCUUGUGGGACUCUAACUAUUUUUCAAUAUUUAUCGUCUUUUAUUUGGUCAACCAAAUAGUUUAUCAUUAAAAUAGGAGAACUGUUUUAGAAAGUUUUAAUAUUUUCAAUCUACAGUAUCGAGGAUACCUUGGCUUCCAUUUCUGCCCUACAGUUCUCCAAACUUUUGAAGAUAAUCUUCCACAAUGAGCAAUAGGAUGGAGUGAAAAGGAUAUAGGAUAAAAAAAGAUAUAUGACACAUUCUCUUCCCUUCGUGAAAGAAUUUGGCUGUAUAAGUUUUAUAAAACAGCAGUAUAGUGGAUUAUAUUUAUCAAUCUACAUCAGUAAAAGCUAGAAAAUUCCUGUCUUGGCGGGGAGACUUUCCUGAAUCACAAAGCGUUGAAACUUCAAAGACAUUAUUCCCAUCAUUGCUACUUUUUUUGAUAGACAAGGGAAAUCCUUUCCCCAUGUAACUCAAAAAAUAUUUGUACUUCACAAAAUUUGCUGUGAUUGCAUAGCAAGAUGGAUAGCUCACAUCAAAUCCCCUAUAGUCUGGUAAAAAAUGAUUACGGAAUAUAUUGAGUGAUUGUUUGCUGUAUAUUGUUGCCCUACAACAUGUGAGUGAUGAACAUUUUCCUUCAAAGUUGAAAAGGAGGCUACACUCACUCACACAUCCUCUUUGCGCCGCUGCAUAAUUUUGUGGAAUAUGGAAUAGCUGUAGGAAUUCUUUGCUUUUCCAAUUUGUGGGUCUUUUGUUCGCACAAUGCAAUUGGACAAAAAGGAAUGCAGAAAAUAUCAAGUGAUUAUUUGUUGUAUCCUGUUUUCCUACAAUAUAGGAGUGACGAACAGUCUCCUUCUUCAAAGUGGAAAAGAAGGCUACAAUCACUCGGACAGCCUCUUACUGUUAUCUUUUGGAAUAUGCGGUAAAAAUCGUUUGCAUUUCCAUUCUGGGAGUAUUUUGUUCAUACCGUACAAUUGGACAAAAGGAUUACAGAAAAUACGGAGUGAUUGUUUGCUGUAUCCAGUUGUCCUAUAAAGUUGGGUGAUGAACAGUCUCCUUCUUCAAAGUGGAAAAGGAGGCUACAGUCACUCGCACAUCCUUUUAGCUUGCUGCUGUGGUUAAUUUUUGUUUUGUUUCACUACUUUAUGUACAUGUUCCUAGUUUUAUGGGGUACUUGGUCAGAAUUUUUGCUCUGAAGCACGAUAUCAGACAUUACUUACAUGUUCGAGCCCAAGUGGUGACAAAAUGAGUGUGUUGAGAACACCUCAUCCACGGGGACUAUAAUCACCAACAUUAAAACCUCCCAAGGUUCAGACAUACAAAAAUGCAGCAACCAACACCACAACCCCACACAGCGGCGGGACCAGGAGCUUCAGGGGCAGAGUCCAGCCAGGCGAAUGGAGAUGCGCCGCCAAAGCAGGUGGCAAUGGCACUGGAGCGGCUGGGGCAGGCGAGUAGACUCAUAGCUGAUAUCAGACUUGGCGCAGAUCGGCUUCUGGAAGCCCUAUUUGUGGCAGCUCAGCCACAACACUCUUCUAAACCUUUGCAUCUUAUCCUCAAAGAAGAAGCUUCUAUGAGACAACACCUACAAGACCUUCGCUCUGUUGGAAGGCAGUUGGAAGAUUCUGGUGUCCUCAAUGAUUCCCUUCGAUCACGAAGUAAUUCGUGGGGCCUCCACAUGCCCUUGGUUUGUCCCGAUGGUGCUGUUGUUGCAUAUGCAUGGAAGAGACAACUUGCUGGUCAGGCUGGUGCAUCUGCAGUUGAUAGGACUAGGUUAGCCCUCAAGGCCUUUAAUGAUCAGAAACGACGAUUUUUCCCACACCUUGAUACCAAUGCUGGUGAGGAGGGUGCUACAAAGAAACUUUGUGGUCCUCCAUCAAGUGAUCAAGAAGAAACUUGGGAACCGAAAACAGUGUCUGAAGUUCUGACACAUCUGAAAAUGGAGGUUCCAAAUGUAACAACUUUCUCCUACCAGCGUUUGGAUUGGUUAAAGCGGUCUACCUCAUUGCCCUCUUCGACCAGUGAAAAUUCUAUUGAAUUAUCGAAAGAUAAUACUUUCCAAAGCACGACAACGUUAAGACAAGGAUCAUCUGAUGAUGUUGUUCCAGACAAGGUUGCUAUAAUCGAGUUGUUGAUACCUUCUGUUUUUAGAGCCAUAGUAUCAGUUUCCCCUGCUGGUUCAUUGGAUCCUGAUGCUCUAGCUUUCUUCUCGCCAGAUGAGGGUGGUAGCUAUGUACAUGCGAGGGGAUUUUCUGUUCAUCAUGUAUUUAGGUACAUCACGGAGCAUGCUGCUAUGGCUUUACAGCAUUUUACAGGUGUCGAUACCGAGACAGCCUUGCUUUCUUUGCUGCUCUGGGUCUGCAGCUACCAAACUUUGUUCUCAAAAGUAUGCAGCAAGUGUAGCCGGCUACUAUCAAUGGACAAAGAGUCUGCAAUGCUACUGCCUCCUGUGUAUCGCCCUUACCGGAAUUUUUGUGCUGGAAAAUUCUUGUCAAAGUCUGUCUCAAAAGACGACAUAAGUGUGGAUUCUACUCAGAGUUUUCAUAUCGACUGCUUUUCUGAGGAAGCAUAGAAAAUCAGCCUUCUGAUACCUGAUCUGGAACAUUGCACAAAGAAAUUCAGAAUCUGUAGGCUUUGAACAAUUUGGACCUCUUCCCAACCAGAUAGUAGCAGCUUUUGUACUUUCUUCUCAUAGUAGCAGCAUUUGUACUUAGUUUUCCUGCGUUUAAGUUCCUUUCUCUUGUUGGAAAAGUGUAGCUUUUACUCCCCUUCUGACCAUGCCUGAUCUUGAAGAUUGUACCAAGAAAUGUCAAAUUUAUAAUUUUUUUACAAUUUGGACCUCUCUUCAACCAAAAAAGAAAAGGACCUCAUCCACUUUGGUUAUAA
Nicotiana tabacum (common tobacco) is the source of this 6859-nucleotide messenger RNA. RefSeq names its product mediator of RNA polymerase II transcription subunit 27-like. The record is from RefSeq and is a predicted model, not a curated record. Lineage: Eukaryota; Viridiplantae; Streptophyta; Magnoliopsida; Solanales; Solanaceae. Gene Ontology annotation, cellular component: mediator complex. Gene Ontology annotation, molecular function: transcription coactivator activity. Gene Ontology annotation, biological process: regulation of transcription by RNA polymerase II.